This is a messenger RNA of Dreissena polymorpha, 5477 nucleotides long. RefSeq names its product tonsoku-like protein. The transcript has 26 exons. The record is from RefSeq and is a predicted model, not a curated record. The coding region runs from base 125 to 4540 and encodes 1471 amino acids. NCBI's taxonomy places the organism in Eukaryota, Metazoa, Mollusca, Bivalvia, Myida, Dreissenidae. Gene Ontology annotation, molecular function: protein binding.
GGUUUAGUGGAAUGAAACCUAUAGUCCUAACCGCGAAAAACGAAUCAGGAAAUUCUCGUUCAUAUUUAAUACAGAGACAACAAUAUGGCAACCACCAUUAAUUUCACGUAAUUAAACCUUUGAAAUGGAACCUCAUGAUAUAAGAUCGCUUAAAAAAUAUCAAACAAAGAAAAGAGAGGCUGAGAGGAGGGCUGAUGUUCAAGAUGAAGCCAACUAUUGUACUUUAGUUGCAACACUGUACGAAAAGUAUGGUCAAUAUGAGGAGGCAUUGGAUGAGUAUGAGAGGGCACUGCAGUUGUCUGAGGGGCUUGGUAAACAGAAGGACAUUGCCUUAGCCUGUCGUCUGCUCGGGGAGUGUCACUGCAAACGGGGUGACCUGGACACAGCCCUGAGGCUGCAUCAGAGAUACCUGGACCUGGCAAUUGAUGAAGGGGACAAGGUAGAGCAACAAAGGGCCCUGACCACUAUAGGCAACACGUAUAGGUCGAGACAUGAGGCAGCAACAAGCAAACAAAAAUUGGUUGAGCUGGAGAAGGCCAAAUCUGCGUUUACAGAGAGCCUACAGCUGUGUGAGGAACUGAAGGGCAGCAUCAAGGCUGCAGAGUACAGUGACAUGAAGGGGAGGCUACUCUAUAAUAUUGGCCUGGUAUUCACAGACUUGGGUGAUGUGGAAUCUGGUAUCAGCUAUUUGAAUAAAGCACUGGCAAUUUUGCAGUCUGUAUCGCUGCUUGACGUACUGUUCUUGUGCCAGAGGAACCUGUCAGAUCUGUACGCUGCCAGCGGGAGACUUCCUGAGGCCCUUAAGCUGCUAGAGGAUGCUUGUCACGUCGCAAGGAGGGCCAAGGACAAGCAACAAGAGACUGAGGCAUUGAUAGCCAAAGCUAUGGUGCAUGUACAAGUGCAUGAGUUUUCUACAGCCAGACACUUGUUGAAGAAGGUACACAGCCUCAAAAAGGGAAACCAAACAGAGGAGACACGGCUUUUACAAAUGUAUAAAGCAGUGAAGACAUACGAGAAACAACAAGACCUGCUAAAGAGCACUGCCAGCACAGACCUGGUUGCCAGGAUACCAAUAUAUGAAAAGCUUGGAGAUACAGCUGUAGACCUGGACCAGUUUAAACUGGCACUGGACUUCUACUUGCAACAACUGAAGGCAAGUAAAGCUGCAGGAAUUCCUAAGGAAGCCUUUGCUGCCAUUCAUGUUUCUCUGGCUCAGACAUACAUAGACAGAGGGCAGUGCGAGAAGGCUAUUACCCACUAUAAGCAAGAGAUAGAAUGCAGGGCGGAGACUGAUCAAGAACAGAUUUGUCGAAGCUGGCUUAACAUUGCAGCCAACGAGGAGAAUAUUGGUGUUAGCUACAAGUCAGUCCAGAACUCCUAUGUGAGCGCCUACAAUGCGGCCAAAAAGGCUGGCCACAGGAGACUUCAGGUCCGUUCCCUGCAAGCAUUGAUAGAGUUGUUUCGCGUGAAUAAAGACGAUAAGGCCCAGUGCAAGGCUGAGGCUCAGUUGACCCACAUUCGUAGCAAGUACAACAUCACAGCGGCAGAUGAGGUAGAGGAGAGCCAGCCAUUGGACGACGCUGCGGGAGACGGGUCUGAUGUGGAGGCAGUCAACAAGGAGGAGGAGGAGGUUAUGUCUGAGCUCACAGAGUCAGAAGACGAUGAAGAAAAGGAGUCCCUCAGUGUCCGAGCUGUCAGACAAGCUGGCAAUAGGAAGACACUCAUAUUUAAGCGUAAUAUGGUUGGAGAGACCCCACUGCAUAAAGCCUGUAUCAAAGGAGAUUUGAGAGAAGUUAAAUAUCUUAUUUCUAAGGGCCAUCCAUUAAACCCAGAGGACAACAAUGGUUGGACGCCAUUGCAUGAGGCCACAAAUAAUGGACACCUAGAGGUCACAGAAUAUCUGGUUACGCACGGAGCAGACAUCAACAACCGAGGAGGAUCUGGUUGCGAGGGCAUAACCCCCCUUAUGGAUGCAGCGUCCAGUGGGCAUAUUGAGAUCAUGGAACUCCUGAUCAAACAUGGAGCUAACGUUAUUGCAAAGGACAACAUGGGCCUUCCAGCUCUGCACCACAUCCAGGAGUUCUACCAUAAAUACCCUAACCCUGAGACCGACCUCAAGUGUCGCAACAUGAUCGCACUGCUCAAAGAGAAGAUGCCAGAGUAUAGAGGAAGUCGAGUCCCUGAUAUCCUCUCCCAGCGUGUGCAUAGUGCUCUGAUUCCAACCUCAUCUAGCACUGGUUCCAAGCGUGAACGCAAAAGCACGGGUACCAGGAAGACUGGAAAAAGGUCACAAACAGAGGCUAUUCACUCUGACAGUGAUUCUUCUGUUGACAGCAGUUCAAGGGAGAUCGAUGCAAGCGUCUUUGAUGACCCUGAUGACAAUGACAUUGAUCAGGGUGGGGCAGAAGCCUACAGGAAAGCCAUUUCUGAAGUUGGAAGGUCUGCAAGUAGAUCUGUAGAACUAUCACAUAGAAAGACCUCAGACAGGAAAAAGGACAACCGUGCUCUCCUGAGUGAGGGAGAAUUCGUGGGCGACGAUUGGUUGGAAGAUGAUAUGAAGAAAGGUGUGGUGCGCAAGAAAAACAUGGAUGUCAACGGAUUUUUGUCGUCUACUGGCACACGAAAACGUAACCGUUCUGACUCCAUGAGUCCUAGGAGUACACCAGCCAAGAGACUGGUAUCUACCUCUGCACAGAAGAAGAGGUUAAGAGUGGUGGAUAGUGAUUCUGAUGAUGACUUCGGGAAAGGGGACUCUGUCUGUGGGGUGGAGGGGGUAUCUGCAGUUGCUAUGGAUACUAAUGACACUGAUGGUGUGACUGUGGCAAACGGGAAUGGGCUUUGUGAAAGUAGUACUUUUAUUGAUAACGACCUUAUAUUUGACGAUUUUGAUGAUUUUAUAAUGGUUGACUCUAAAAAUAUUCCACCAUUAAACUCAAAUAAAAACCUAACAAAUUCAGUUGAUAAAACUGUUAAAAAUAAAUUAAAAAAGCAAUCAAAAAUGACUGAUUAUGGUAGUGUACAGCAUGCAAAUAGUGGUAUAAAUGCUACACACUCAAAUUUAGUACCAAAUUCUGCCAUUACAAAUAGUACAGUCACAAACCAUGUGCAGCCUGCCUCAGGUUACACUCAACUAAAUUCUCAGCCAGUGAAAGACAAAAUCAGCAGCGUUAUGAGACUAACAGUUCAUGUGGAAGACUUGAUGUUGCUAAUUCCGGUUGUGGACCCAGACUGUUCCCGGACAUUUGGCUGGCUGGCCCAGGAAGUUGCAGACCGGUACUAUCAGAAGAGGGGCGUAAAGUUGAAGCUGACUCUUGGCAAAGAUGGGGCGCAUUUCUCACCCAGUGACCUUGUGAGUCUCAUGCUGGAGAACAAUGACAAGAUUGAGAGUUACCUGGAGAGCAGGGAUCAGCAACCACCCAUGACUGAGACGUACAAACAAGCAUGUGCUGACCUGAAAAUUGUCCACUACAAGAAUGUGAGUUCCUUACUGGAGGCCAGUGAGGUGUCGGGUCACCUUGACCUCAGUGACCUUGCCCUUCGUGCCACACGCGUCCAGCCGUUGUUGAAGGCUCUCCAGCACUGUACCACCCUGCGCAACCUCAACAUCUCAGGUAACAGGUUAGGAGAUGCGGGCCUGUGCAACCUAUGUAAGGUACUGGGUACAGUACCAAAUUUAGCCAGCCUGAGUCUUGGAUGCAAUGACAUCACUGCUGAGGGUGUCUCCACACUUGUUUGUACCAUCACUGCAGAAAACAGCAAAGCUUUACAGAACCUGUUAUCGCUGGACCUGGGCCACAAUCCACUGUGUGAUGGAAGCCUGCCAAGCCUAGCAGGGCUCAUCAGCUGUCUGCCCCGCCUCCACACCCUUGUACUGGCCUCCUGUUGCAUCACUGUGGCCUUCUUCCAGCACAACCGGCUACAAUUUACUGAGGCUCUUCAUAAGUCUAGCCUCCAGCACUUAGACAUGUCCUACAACCAGCUGGGGUGUGUGGGCAUAGAGUUGCUACUGAAAUGUCAGUACCCGACCAAACUGCUCUCCCUGGACCUGUCGGCCACCCUCUGCGACCACCGGUCAUCACAGAUGUACAGGCACCUGUAUAACUAUGCUACACAGGAUGAGUGUGCCAUUGAGGAGUUGAGACUGCGGUCCUGCCAUUUGGGAACAGAGGAUGCAGACUUCUUUACACAGCUCCCUUCAGUGGCAAAACAUCUUCAGAAGCUGGACCUUUCAGAUAAUCCAAAGAUAACCAGUCCGUUCCUUCAGCAUCUCAUCAAGUCAUCUGCAAGUGACGGGUCGUCUCUUGAGGACCUGGUUGCUAUGGAAACGGGGGUCACAGCGCCUUUGUCUGUUGAGUUUCUGGAUGCGAUAAUGGAGAAGCUAGCAUCAAGAGUGCCUCUCAGACGGCUCGCGUUCUCGUGUAUAAAGCUAGAGAAACUUGACGUGGACAGUUUGAGGCAGGUCUGGUGCGAUCGGUAUGAGAACUUUGCGGAGGUCAGCUGUGGAGAUAAUGUGGUGCGCUUGAAUGUGAAGGACAGAUGAUGUGAGCUGUAUUGAUGCAUAAAUCACAUAGUGAAUUGUGUUGCGAAGCAGCAUAGGAAUCUGGUGUUUGAAAAAAGUAAUAUGGGUAUUGAGCUUCAACCCUUUAUCACUUAGAUAGGUAUUUUGACGCAUGUGUAGUCCCUUAGAUAGUUAGAUUUAAUAAAAGACCUUUCUAACUAUAUUCAAAAAUGUCUACAUUUCCAACCCUUAGAUACUGAUGAGCAGCAAACAGCAUAAAACCUGAAAUGCAAGUUACUCGCACAAUGUACUGGCUUUAUGCUGUUUGCACACAGCCAGUUCCACUUUGCUUCUUAGUGGGAAAUGGUUAAAGGACUUUAGGAUACAUUCAAUUUUGUUGACAUUGUAGUUUGGGGAUAUUUGUUGAAUCUUGAAUUCAUGGAUUUUUUAUGUUUUAACCAAUACUUUUGAUGUAAAUCUUCAUCGAACAUUUUAUUUCUUGGUUUAGCGGGUCUACAAACAACUAGGGUCCGGCAAUUAAAAUUGGUUUCACAGUACUUGAUAAUUUUUGUACUUAAAGUUUAAGUUUGUGAAAAAUAAUCAGAGGCAUCAGUAAUUGGCUGCUAUUAUUCUGAUUUCAAAAUUAAAGUAAAUUCCACAAAAUUUACCCUCAAACAUUGUGUAAUUGUAUGUUUUGAUGUUCAGAACUUAAGUUGUUUGCUGUUCAUCAUGUAUUGUCUUAAUUAGUGAACCAUGGGCUUAUUCAGAUUGUCUUAUGAAUUUGUAUUUUGUAGGACAUUAUAUAGUGGCAAUAUAUGUGUUUGUCCAAUAAAUGCAUGAUUUCUUUGAAUUCUAGAAUUGCAUAUUAAUUUACUAAACCACCAGUUAAUAAAAUUCAACAAGAUGUUUCUUCAUAAGUAAAUUUUACCAGGUUGUUUGUUAUUUUUAUGAUAUUUAUUGAAAUAAAAGAAAAAGCGGG